Messenger RNA from Pieris brassicae (large cabbage white), 3479 nucleotides. RefSeq names its product hemicentin-1-like. The record is from RefSeq and is a predicted model, not a curated record. Lineage: Eukaryota; Metazoa; Arthropoda; Insecta; Lepidoptera; Pieridae. The transcript has 15 exons. The coding region runs from base 250 to 2538 and encodes 762 amino acids.
CCGUAGCGAUCGGACGUGUAGAGCUUAAAGCUUAUUUUUGUGCGUAACUUUAAAAUUGUGUAUUACGUGUUGUGUUUUAAAAAAUAUUGUUAAGUUUAUGUGAUUUGUCGUGGAUGUUUCAUGCUAAUUGGUGAGUUUUAAGGAUAAGCACGGUGUUGACUACUAAGCUACGAAGGCCGUCUGCAUAUAUCCGCAAUAAAAGAAAUGGGCGGUCAUUUCCCCUCAUGAGAUAAUAGUGCAAAGGCAUGGAUGGACCGUAGAAUGCGCGUCUCUUCGGCGCUCUUAAUCUUCAUCGCCACAUUGUCUGUGAUAGCUGCCUUCGUGCCUGGAGCUGAUGGGCCAGUGUCAAGGCAGGAUGCUCUGGAAGGCGGGAACACCACGUUGUAUUGUGACUCAACUCCAGAUACGUCUGAUGAUGAAUUGAUGCUCCUUGUCUGGUAUAAGGACAAUUCACCAAUUUACAGCUAUGACGCCCGUACCGGAACUAAGUGGUCGAGUAUCUCCUUCAACACCAGCAACAGGCUGCAGGCGGAUAUACAUCAGCAGCCCACUAGCCUUUUGAUAACUGACUUGAGAGGGGAUGACCAGGCACUCUACCAUUGCCGUGUGGACUUCUUACUAGCACCCACCAGAAAUGUUGGCGUAAAUUUAACUGUUAUUGUGUUACCAAGUCAACCGUUUUUUCUGGACGAAUUAGGGAACAAAGUUGAGAAUAAAAUUGGCCCGUAUCACGAAGGUGACACUUUGGUGUUAAGUUGUCUCGUUAUUGGAGGCAGACCUCCACCUCGUAUUAGUUGGUACUCCGGCGAGGAUCUAGUGGACGCAUCAGACGGUGUCAGCGACAUACCUGGGGUGAGGGAGAACGAACUCUAUCUGCCUCUCACUCGGGACAACGCUCGGUCUCUCUCUUGCAGGGCAAGCAACACGCAUCUAACACAACCUGUGAUAUCUGGUCUUAAGAUUGAAUUAUAUUUGCCUGCCUUCAAUGUUUCAAUACACUGGGUUCGUGGAACCAAUGGUGAUGCUUUGCAGGCCGGCAAAACCGCGGUCGCGAGGUGUAUAGCACAUGGGUCCUACCCGUCCCCGGAUAUUAUUUGGUGGCUGGACCAUCGACACUUGUCACAGCAUAGUAAUCAGAGCGUCAUUAACUCGUCCCGUACGGCUGUGUCGUAUUUAGAAUUAACGCCAUCUCUCGGCGACCACGGCGCAACGCUUGCUUGCAUCGCAACGAACAAUGCAAUGGCGCCUGACAGAAAUUCCAAAGCUGAUGUGGUUGUGUUAAAUGUUACCUAUAGUCCAUUAGUAGAAGUAAUAAAAGAUGGAGAUGGAAGACUGAAUGAGGUUUCAGAACUGGACACUUUGCAUUUGACGUGCGAGACGAAGGCAAACCCACCGGUUGACAAUUAUACAUGGUAUUUUAAUAAUAUAGAAAUAAAAUCAAAUAGUAUAUGGGGAAGCCAAACCAAAGCCCAGAGUCUGACAAUAGUUGAGACUGAGAGGAAGCAUGCGGGACAAUACUCUUGUGCAGCCGCUAACGGCGUCGGUGAAACCAGAUCUGAAGCGAUUACCAUUAUUGUUUAUUAUCCUCCCGAAUGCACAAAUAGUGGGAUCACAUUGGUCAAAGAAACUCUCAAAUGCAGCGUACGAGGUUUACCAGAACCAGAUACGUUUUUCUGGCACAUUCAAACAUCUGGCGAAGAUGUACAGCACCUUACAACUGGCUCAGCCAUUCUUCCCUUAAGCCAGCUAACGGGAAGCCUUUCAGGGCUUCUGGAUGCCAGUUGUGAAGCUGGUAAUGGCGUGGCAUCCCAGGAGAAGCCGUGUAAGAAGGUCUUUUCGCUGGAACAGCUAAGACCACCACAACCGCAGCAGUGUGACUUGGCCUAUGAGUAUGAGGAGUUUCAAAUGCGAUGUGUGCCAGUGGAAAAUGCAACCUACUAUGAAGUAUCAGUCUGGAGAAUAUCCACAUCCAACGCCUCAAUGUACUUGGAGAAGCGUGGUUCUAUGGGGUUUGGAGUAAGCCAAGCGCUGGCUCAAGGCGGUGGAGUCCCUUGGCUGGUGAGAGGUCCUCUCGGUACCCUGAAAAUGGGUGACGAGGCUGCAGCAUCAGCUUGCAACAGAUAUGGAUGCUCAAGAGCUCUGCUUUUAAAACCAACUGAAAAUUUACUAGACGCAGCAGAAACACCGUGGUGGAAAUAUAAGGACGUCGGAAUCUCAAUAGGUGCCCUACUUCUGGUUAUCGUCUUCAUAACCUCCACGGUACUUCUGGUGCGGCUGAUUCAAAGAUCCAGACGUAAGCCAGUCCCUGUUAUACAGGUCUUGCAGCUGGAUGAUGUCGCAAGAGAUUACUUGGAUACUAUAGGAGAACAUAAAAUCCAAGCAUCGCGAAGUCUUCGAUCCUGCAGUAGUGGAUACUCGGACGGUUCCACCGAGUCGGGGCCCCCCGUAGACCGACGAUCUAAGGCACGACUGAAUUGGGAGUGGGAGCCUCCACCUCCAGAUGUCACUUUAACCCUUCAUAGGGAAAGUGCUGUUUAGUGUCAAAACAUGAAAGAGUUUACAAGGAAUGAAGUGAAAAAGUGUAAAAUAUUUUCAAAGUGUCACUGGGCUGAUAUGUCACCGUUAAAUUGUAUAUACAUAUUUAUCUGAUCUAUCAAAUUAAAUGAGUAGAUAUUUUUUAAUUACAUAUUAUUAUUUUACUGUAUAUAUUUGUAUAUUGUUGAUUGAAAACUUUUUGUGGCAAUGCUCUUUUACUAUUUUGCCCCUGUUUUUAAGUUCUACCGUACGAUUAGCAAAAUAUUAAAACCUACAUUUGUAAGAAAAUACGGUAUGAAGGACUUAACUAAGAAUUACAUAAAAGUAAUUAACGCCAAAGCUACUUUGACGAAUUUACAUAAUUUAUGACUUUUUGGUAGCUCGUUACAAAGAGAAUUGAGAAAAGGUUGAAUAUGCUAUGGUCGGUUUAUAUUUUGUACGCAGAUCCACCAUGAAUUCUGUAUCACAGACUUGUAGCUGUGGCGCAUAACAUGGCGUUAUGCUGGCGGCCCAUAUGGGCCUAUGGGUAAAGCUCUGAUUCAAGACUAGGUGCUUAGUAUGAUUAUCACACAUCAAAAACUUAGAACAACGAAUAUCUCUGAAUAGUCCUGUGUGUUCCAAUUGUUGAUUCCUUUUCAAAGCUUCCGUAUAAUAAUAGUAGAGAGUUGCUGUCUUUGUAGAGCUGAACACUGAAUGCUUCAGUGCUUUGAUGCUUCUCGAAAAUUUGUCAGAUUUAUUUCAUUUUUCAUCUUGUAUUUGUAAGAUUGUUAGGAUGGAAGAGUAUAAUAUUGUAUAAAGUGUGAACUUCAUAGUCAAGUCAAGACCACACUGAACAGAAUUCUCAUCUUUCAACGUUUUUAACUAAUUGGUGGCUUAGUCUUGUGAAAUAUUAUUAACUUAAAAUGUCUCAGCCCAUGGGACCUUGUAAAAGAAUUUAAUAUUAU